Molecule: messenger RNA, 598 nt
Organism: Periconia digitata
Lineage: Eukaryota; Fungi; Ascomycota; Dothideomycetes; Pleosporales; Periconiaceae
Source: the annotation of a GenBank genome assembly
CCAACAUCACGGUGAUCGUAUCGCCCUUCUGCUGUACGGCUUUUCAUUAGACUUAGUUGAACUAAUCAUCAUGCUAUUUUCCACAAUUACUUUGGCAAGCCUUGUAGGUCUAGCCGCAUCGGUCGACAUGUCUCGAUACGCUGCAGAUUUGGGAGUUGAAUCUGAGUUUAAAGACUAUCUUGAAGAACUUUAUGUAUCAGCCGAGGAUCCAUCAGCCACGACUGGAUUUACAAAUUUCUUUACGAUCGAUGGGCAACUUCUUGUCCUUGGGAACACGGCGACCGGCGCUGAUGAGAUUCAGGCAUUAAAGCAGGAAUUGCUGCCUUUCUCAGGAGAAAAGCAUUGGAACCAUUUUCCCAAUACGACCAAAGUCGAUUCAGAAACCAGUGCGCAGAAGACAUAUCAAGUUCUCGGUGUCAUUGAAACAAAGUUCGAUGGAGGCAACUGUUCUCAAGCCUAUUACUCGACUCGCUUUAUUUUGACCAAAGAUGGAAGCGGUUCGCCGCAAUUUAUUACGCAUGCUGGCAAUCUGGUGGCCUAUAAUGAUUAUAUCGUAGAUCCCCCUCACACGCCAACUGAUAUAGCCUGUGGUACUUGA